Messenger RNA from Cantharellus anzutake, 447 nucleotides. RefSeq names its product mitochondrial outer membrane translocase complex, subunit Tom22. NCBI's taxonomy places the organism in Eukaryota, Fungi, Basidiomycota, Agaricomycetes, Cantharellales, Hydnaceae. The transcript has 2 exons. The coding region runs from base 1 to 447 and encodes 148 amino acids. Gene Ontology annotation, biological process: intracellular protein transport. Gene Ontology annotation, cellular component: mitochondrial outer membrane. The record is from RefSeq and is a predicted model, not a curated record.
AUGGUGAAGAUUGAAGAAGUCACUGACGCGGACCGCGAAAGGCCGAACUCCCCUUACUCCUCUUCAUCAAGAAACUCUUCCAGCACAUCUUUAUCGUCCGUUGCUUCUUCAGAAGUUGACGACGUCCAAUCAGAAUCUCUAAUUGAUCGAAUUUCUGCCCUUGUGGAUAUCAUCCCGCCAACCACACGUCACUCCAUAUCAGAAUCGUUGUCUCAAACGACAAGAUUGUUGAAGAGAGGGACAAAAUUCGCUGGCAAUGUCGUGUGGAUCGUUACGACAAGCGCUUUGCUCGUCGGCUUGCCACUUGCCCUUGUACUAGAAGACGAAGCCAAAAUUGUGCAACAAGAAAAGGAAUUUUUAGCACAACAGCAGGGACAGCAGAUGCUUGCGGGGAGUCCAUUUGCUCCGCCUUCACCACCACAAGGAAUUGUUCCGCCUGGAUUCUAG